Molecule: messenger RNA, 2600 nt
Organism: Beta vulgaris subsp. vulgaris (sugar beet)
Lineage: Eukaryota; Viridiplantae; Streptophyta; Magnoliopsida; Caryophyllales; Amaranthaceae
Product: putative receptor protein kinase ZmPK1
Exons: 1
Coding region: 68-2491 (807 amino acids)
Biological process (GO): protein phosphorylation; recognition of pollen
Molecular function (GO): protein serine/threonine kinase activity; ATP binding
Source: RefSeq, a predicted model, not a curated record
AUAUAUGCAUAAUUAUUUAUCCUAGUGAAUAAGCAAAGUGAAAGGCUCAAAAUUCAGAUUCCAUCCAAUGAACAACCAAACAACUCUUUUCUUCCUGCUUCUCUUUUUUAUCAGCACCACAUCAUCAGUAGUUUUAGCCAAAAAUUUCCUCUCAAGAGGCUCUUCUUUAACAAUCAAAGAUGUUACAAACUCAGAUAAUCUCCUCAUUUCCCCUGACAAAACCUUCAGCUGUGGCUUUCACAGUUUUGGAACCAAUGCAUACUGGUUUUCAAUAUGGUACACCAACACAAAGGAACAGACCAUUGUUUGGACAGCCAACCCAGACAAGCCCGUUAAUCGACGCGGUUCACGACUAUCUCUAAGAAGAAAUGGUGCAAUGGUGUUGAUAGACUAUGAUGGUACAACGGCUUGGGAAACAAACACCACAAAAUCAAAUGUUGAUAGAGCUGAGCUUCUCAAUACUGGGAACCUUGUUCUAAAAGAUCCCACUGGUAAUAUUCUUUGGCAAAGCUUUGAUCAUCCUACUGAUACUUUACUUCCUCAUCAACUUUUUACAAAGAACAAACCAUUGGUCUCUAGGAUUGGUCCUCAGAUGGUUGGUUCUGGCUAUUUUAGUUUAUUUUUUGAUAGUGGUAAUGUGCUUAAACUGAUAUAUGAUGGCCCUGAAAUUUCCAGCAUUUAUUGGCCUGAUAUAACUUUACAUGCAUAUCAGAAUGGUAGAACACAUGCCAAUAAUAGUAGAAUUGCAAUCCUAGAUGACAUGGGCACUUUUUCUUCAAGUGAUCAGCUAGAGUUUAGUGCUUCAGAUGUAGGUGUUGGGAUUAGAAGACGGAUAACACUGGAUUACGAUGGUAAUUUGAGGGUUUAUAGCUUGAAUGAGUCGUCUGGGUUUUGGAACAUAACAUGGCAAGCGGUAGCUAUGCCAUGUGAUGUCCAUGGUCUUUGUGGUAGAAAUGGUAUUUGUGUUUAUACACCAGAGCCGAAAUGUAGUUGCCCGCCUAACUAUGAACCCACUGAUUUAAGUGAUUGGAACAAAGGGUGCAAGCCGAAAUUCCAUAGGAGUUGCUCAGACUCUGAGUUUGUUGAGCUUACACAUGUUGAUUACUAUGGGUUUGACCUUAACCGUACUCAAUCUACUUCUUAUGAAGAUUGUAGGCAAAGUUGCUUGAGAGAUUGUCGGUGUGAGGCAUUCAAUUACAGACAUACAGGUGAAGCACUGUGUGUUACAAAAAAUUCUCUUUUUAAUGGAGUGAGGUCUGUUAAUUUCUCAGGGAGCAUGUAUCUUCGAGUACCAAGAAGUAGAACACAGACAUUGAAUCUGGUAAUGGACUAUAAUGUGUCUCGUAUUGAUUGUGGGAUCAGGGGGCAAGGUAAAGUACUUGUAUUGCCCAACAUAUAUGACAUCACAAAUCAAAGAUUCAAAUGGAUUUAUAUUUACGUAUUUGCAUUUGUCAUCGGUACACUUGAAGUAGUCCUUCUAGCAGCAGGGUGGUGGUUUCUUUACAAAAAGCAUGGUCUUUCAGCUUCAAUGGAAGAUGGAUAUCGUGCCAUUUCAAAUCAGUUUAGGAGCUUUAACUACAGUGAGCUCAGAAAUGCAACAAAAAAUUUCAAGGAAAUUAUAGGAAGAGGAGGCUUCGGUGCUGUUUACAAGGGUAUUCUUGCAGAUAAGAGAGUAGUUGCUGUCAAGAAAUUAGAAAAUGUGGUCCAAGGUGAGGAAGAAUUUUGGGCUGAAGUGAGCACAAUUGGAAAAAUCAACCAUAUGAACCUUGCAAGAAUGUGGGGUUUUUGUUGUGGAAAGAAACAAAGAUUGUUGGUCUAUGAACAUGUGGAAAAUGGAUCUUUGGACCAACAUCUGUUUUUAAACAAAACCUUCCUGGACUGGAAACAGAGAUUCAAAGUUGCAAUAGGCACAGCUAAAGGCUUAGCUUACCUUCACCAUGAGUGUCUAGAAUGGGUUAUUCAUUGCGACGUCAAACCUGAAAACAUACUCUUAGAUGGGGAAUUUGAGCCGAAGAUUUCAGACUUUGGCCUGGCAAAAUUAUGUCAAAGGGAAAGUCAUGGCUCAUCUGAUUUCACCGGUAUAAGAGGCACUAAAGGUUAUAUGGCUCCCGAAUGGGCAAUGAACUUACCGAUUACUGCAAAGGUUGAUGUCUACAGUUAUGGUGUUGUUAUCCUAGAACUCGUGAAGGGAAUUCGACUAUCAAGUUGGGUGGUGGAUGAUCAUGACGGCUUUGAAGAAGUACCUGAACUUUUAAGAUUUAUGAGAAUAGCUAAAAAGAAAAUGCAGAAUGGAGAAGAUUCAUGGGUAGAAGACUUGAUAGACCCAAGAUUAGAAGGCAAGUUUAACAGGAAUCAAGCUGCUACAAUGAUUGAAGUUGGACUCUCUUGUGUACAGGAUGAUAGAAAUAAGAGGCCAACCAUGGAAUCAGUUGUGCAAGUUCUCGCAGAAUGUGAGGAAGAAAUGCCAGUGCACACUCCCUGCACUAUCUGACUCCAAUUUCUCUUGUUGUACCAUAUAUGUCCUGAAUUAAAAUUGUUCAACUCUCAAUGUACUUUUAUGUAACGACACUCAAUGGAAUAAGUUUUGCAAUUUUAUUCAA